CGAGCCCGACUUGCCUCCAGAAAACAUAAACAAAAGAAAAGGGCCAGACAUAACACGCCUUCAAUAAAAUAAAGAAGCAGCCGUGUUCUGUUCAUUAGUUGGACAAGGAGAUGAUUCUGUGUAUAUAUAUACGGAAGUGGGGAUACAUUAUUUCUAGCUUACCUGGUUUCUCAUCUCACAUUCAUCUUCUCUUCUCUCGUUUUUUCUCUUGCAAAAUACCUCCUCAGGGUUGGCCAAGUCACAUUGUCUCUGGCUGGUUUUAGCUCAAAAGCUUGUGUGCUUCUGUCUUUUCCUUUUCUGUUUCUUUUUCUCCAGAAUUGAAGCUUUGGUUGGGUGUUGAGAAUGGGAAGGCAACCUUGCUGUGAGAAAGUGGGGUUGAAGAAAGGGCCGUGGACAACUGAAGAGGACGAGAAGCUCAUCAAAUUCAUCCUCACUCAUGGCCAAUGCUGUUGGAGAGCUGUUCCUAAACUUGCAGGAUUACUGAGGUGUGGGAAGAGUUGCAGGCUCAGGUGGACGAAUUAUCUGAGGCCAGACCUGAAAAGGGGGCUUUUAUCUGAACAGGAAGAGAAACUGGUCAUUGACCUCCAUGCCCAACUUGGCAACAGGUGGUCGAAGAUUGCCUCUCACCUACCCGGAAGAACCGACAACGAGAUUAAGAACCAUUGGAACACUCACAUCAAGAAAAAGCUCAAGAAGAUGGGCAUUGACCCUGUCACCCACAAGCCAUUGGUCUCAAACCCAUCUGACCAGCCCCAGAGCCUGCAAAAUCAGCACCAGCAAAAGGAAGAGCAAUCUUGUUCAACAAUUUCAGCCGAUGCCGCAAAAACGCCGUCAGCUGAUGAUUUCAUCGAUUCGGUCAUAACCGAAGCCAAAGAAGACGAAGACAGAACAAGUUACAUGGCAAAUGCAAGCAUGCUCGACACAAUCGAGGUCACGGACAUAAACAGUUUCUGCACAGACGAGGUCCCUCUGAUUGACCCUAAUGACAUUUUGGUCGCUUGCCCUCCUUCUUCCUCGGCCUCUUCAUCUUCUUCCUCGUACAACAACAACGGCGGCAGCAGCAACAACUUCUUUCAAGAAUUGCAGUUUCCUGACUUGGACUGGUCUUAUGGUGAAUUUGGUAAUCAUAGCGACGGUGGCAACCAACACAUCAAGAUGUGGGAUGACGACUACUUCAUCAACUGGGAUUUUCUGGUCGAUAACGUCGAUGACAAAACGCUAAUGGUCGAUCCUCAUCCGGCCAAUUCGUGCCAAAGAUCGGCUUUGGAUCAGUCAUCUUGGACCAAUGAGGUAGUGCAGUAAAUGAACAAUUAAAAUUUGGUCUUUUUUCUUCUUUCUUGUGUGCAGUUUUCUACAUGCAUUACAUCACAGAGAGAAUAAGAAGCAUCCCAUGUUAGGGAAGGGGGAAAAGGACAGCACCCUUCUCUGGUGUGGCUUUCCCAUUUUAUUUAUUUGUCUUUCCUCCUUUGAAAGAGAGAGGAGCAAUGAAAAUUACUGUGUUUGAUUGCAUCUAAAUGUAAUUAGUCGGUCAUUGAAAUUGCAAAACAUUAUGCCUGUCA
Messenger RNA from Syzygium oleosum, 1559 nucleotides. Its product is annotated as transcription factor MYB20-like. NCBI's taxonomy places the organism in Eukaryota, Viridiplantae, Streptophyta, Magnoliopsida, Myrtales, Myrtaceae. The transcript is spliced from 3 exons. The record is from RefSeq and is a predicted model, not a curated record. The coding region runs from base 343 to 1302 and encodes 319 amino acids.